Dibothriocephalus latus is the source of this 852-nucleotide messenger RNA. NCBI's taxonomy places the organism in Eukaryota, Metazoa, Platyhelminthes, Cestoda, Diphyllobothriidea, Diphyllobothriidae. The record is from the annotation of a GenBank genome assembly.
AUGGCUCAAGACAGUGAAGCAACGGUAAACUUCGUUGCCUGCUCUCUCAUGUCUGUCGAAGAUAACUGCGUCCUUCAUCCGCUUAAUUUGCAUGAUCUGUACCUUCACAUAAGCCUUUCCGGUAGGAGCUCAAACCCCACUCUACAUAAUGCGUCUUUCCCCUUCUCCUCCUCCUCCUCCUCCUCAGUGAUCUCAAUAGGUGAAAGGCACCCACCAUUAAGAAGUCCGGUCGAGAGGCUCAUUCACAGUCGCUGCUCUGAAAUCCGACGACUCUCAAUUCGUAUAUGCAAACCUGCAAGUAAUCAGAGCAAAAUUGAUUGCUUUCAACAUCUUCCGUCUUUGGCCCGGGAUCAUUUCCUCCCUGCCCUCGAGAAAUGCGGACCGAAUCUGCGGUAUUUGGAUGUGUCCGCUGAGCUCAUUUGGUCCUGUUGCUCAGAUGUGACAACCAAACAGAGGCUUCUUCGUCUACAGAACAAGUGCGUAAACGUCUGUAAGUUGACGGUGAUUGCAAGUGGUGACCUGUUUGUCGAGCAGCAACUACGUCCAUCUGCACAGGAUACUUGCACUUUUUUGAAUGUCUUUCCAGCACUGGAGGAAGUGCGCAUUGUCACUGUGGACAUAUUCCACGACCGGACAAUUCACGAGCUUCUGGCUACCUGCCCUCACAUUCGACGGCUUUACAUUUUCUCCCUGAGGACUCGAACCUUCGACUUCGCCACAUUACCACCAGCUAACGCCCUCGAGCUUCUUUUCCUGGAGUUCUGUAGGGUUUACGUGGAUAAGGAUUUCCUGAUACUUUUAAACGAGACACUUGCCAAUCUUCGCUCCGUCAAAUACCUUCUGCUGAAAUUU